Messenger RNA from Heteronotia binoei (common prickly gecko), 3098 nucleotides. RefSeq names its product WD repeat domain 77 (gene WDR77). The record is from RefSeq and is a predicted model, not a curated record. Gene Ontology annotation, cellular component: methylosome. Gene Ontology annotation, molecular function: protein binding. Lineage: Eukaryota; Metazoa; Chordata; Lepidosauria; Squamata; Gekkonidae. The coding region runs from base 88 to 1125 and encodes 345 amino acids. The transcript is spliced from 10 exons. Gene Ontology annotation, biological process: oocyte axis specification.
GGCGUGGAACGGUGUCUUGGGAGCACGUGGGUGCGCUUUGAGUUUCUUCUGGCUCGGUUAGAAUCGUGCGCCGCCGCCGCCGCCGCCAUGGACACAGCGAAGCCAAAUCUCGGGCAGGCAGUGGAUGGAGAGGCCGGGUCCGAGUGGAGCAUCCCACCCAACGCGCCCGCCUGCAUGGAACGGCACCUUGACGGAGCCCACUAUCGAGCAGAUGGUGCCUUGCUCCUGGGAGCAUCCAGCUUAAGUGGACGGUGCUGGGUUGGUUCUAUUUGGGUAUUCAAGGAUCCAUCAAAAGCUCCUAAUGAAGGCUUUUGCUCAGCAGGUGUUCAAACUGAAGCAGGCAUAGCAGAUCUGAAAUGGGUGGAUAAUAAAGGCAUCUUGGUAGCUUCUGAUUCAGGUGCUCUGGAACUUUGGGAGCUGGAUGAGAAUGAGACUCUGGUAGUGAAUAAGUUUUGUAAGUAUGAGCAUGAUGACAUUGUGACGACAGUGAGUGUCCUCACCAACAACACACAGGCUGUCAGCGGCAGCAAAGACUUCAGUGUGAAGAUCUGGGACAUCCCUCAGGAAACAGUGCUCAAUUCCUACAGAGCUCAUUCCGGUCAAGUGACAUGUGUCGCAUCCUGCCCUGGAAAGGACACCAUGUUCUUGUCCUGUGCUGAGGAUAGCAGGAUUUUACUCUGGGAUACCAGGUCUCCAAAACCAGCAACUCGCAUUACCUGCAGUGCCUCUAGUAACCUUUCUACCUCGCUGGUGUGGCAUCCACAUCAAAAUGACACUUUUGUUUUGGGUGAUGAAAGUGGAACUGUUGUCCUUGUAGACACAAAGAAACCAGACUCUGCACUCAGCACAGUUGUACACUCUCGAAGUGUUACAGGAUUUGCUUUUUCUGCACAUAGUUCACCCCUUCUAGCUUCCAUCAGUGAAGACUGCUCUGUAGUUGUUCUUGACUCCAGCUUUUCAGAAAUUUUCAGAAACCGCUCUCAUCGAGAUUUUGUGAAAGGGUUGUCAUGGUCACCGUCAGACAAAGGCUCCUUAACGACUGUUGGAUGGGACCAUCAGGUUCUACAUCAUGUAGUUCCAACACAGAAUAGCCAUCCUUCUACAAAUAAUGACAUUAGUGCAUAGUUUUUAUAUGUUCUUUUUUGAGUCCUUCUCCCUGGAAUAGCAUUUGUUUUGUUUUGUCAUGUCCUGGGGGUUGAACACAACUGUCUUUGCAGUUUAGAAGAAAGGUCCUGUAACUAUUUCAUCUUAGAUGAGGGCUAGCCUCAUACCAACUGCUUGUUACACCAGUCUGAAUCUGCCUGUAAUAGAGAUUUCAUUGCAGGGUACAGGCCUACUUGAGCAUCUGUCUGCAAAAGUCAUGUAUUUGUUGUCUUUUAAAUUUCACUGUACUUCUCAAAACAUCCAAUUAGGAAAAGAUGAGGAUUUUUAAUGAGGAAAUGAAAACUGAAUUUACCUGCCGACUUUGGAUAGGUAUUUGAGUUAAACUGAAGAAAUAGGGAAGUAAUCAGCCACAGGAACAGAGAUGAUACAAAGGAAGCCUUGAAAGACUUGGCCAUUGUCAGCGUCCAUCUUGGUCCCAUCGUUGCUGAGAGCAUCACUUUAAAGGGCUCUGCCUUAAGAAUGCAAUGCUUUGUAAUCACAGCAGCUUCUUGGCAGGGAUGGGGAUGUAUACAUCAAACAUAAAAACAUGAGCCAUAUAUAAAAUGUCCUCUGGACAGUCUUUCUAGCACUCCUUAGCCAUGACUGUAAUGCUAAGAGAUUUGAAUUUUCUUCUGCAACUGCUCUAUAGAGGAAAAAUUCAUCAUCAGAUUAUGUAAUGGUGGGAGGGGGGGUUUAUUGCCUUGACUACCCCUGUCAUGGAAUAAUAGAUGUUUGUGGCCUAGGUGAAUAGAAUAGUUGAACUUGCUCCAUGUACUCAAAAAAUUCUUGGGAUUUAUAUUUCUUGAACUACAGGUCCCCAUGCUGCUUGGAAACAAUAGCAUAGGGACCUUCUGUUCAAAGAACUAGGAUGGGGGAGAAGCAAAAACGUCUGCUUGGUUGAACCUAAACCUUUGUCUGGGUCUUUGAAUCCCAGCCCCUUGCCUUCUGUGAGGCCACGUCUAUACUGAAGGCAAAGCUGGUUCAGGAAGGACCAGGGGAAAAUGGUCCAUUUGGCUCGCUGUACAGUUACAAGGGAGGACGCUUUCUUUUCAUUUGUGUCUUCUGGCUUUUGGAUGUGUAAUAUGAAGGAAAGGGUGUUCUCAUCCCUUCUGAGGUGCUGAGCAACUGCAACUUGCUCUGGUAAUAUCUGACAGUCUGCAUAGAGUUCUUGAAUUCUGGUUACUGCUGGAGGAUUCUGCCUUCACCUGCUACUGCAGCAUGGACACUUGGGGGGCAUUCAGACUUAAGAUACUAUUUUAUUUUUUAAUGUAUCCUCAAAGAGAGCAAAGUAUUCAUCGGUGGUAAAAUAUUGUUUUGAAUCUGGUUGUUUCAUUUCGACUACAUACCAUUUCUAGAUUAUUGUGUGAAAUUUUAUUUUGGGUGGUAGAGGUGUGUUAGACUGCUCUGUAGAUCUCAGAAACCCUUACACCAGACUAUGUGGGUCAACCAGGCUUGGUGAUUUGUGACCCCUUUGUGAGGCAGAUAGCUGAUAGUCACUUCUCCUGCAGUAUGUGGUUAUCAGAUCUUAAAAACAAAAGGAGAUCCGGCAGCUUUUAUCUUUUUGUAGGCCUCCUGUGGAACUGCUCUGUGAAACCCCAACUUUUUUUUUACCCUGCAGCCUAUUUCUGGGUAAAUAGGCUAACUUGUCAAUGUCAAGCGUUUUAUUUUGUUAAUUUUAUCCAUGUCACAGUUCCAUGGUGGAGUAGAAUAUUUAGAAUGGGCAUGCUGAUGUCAGACAUCAUGAUACUGUCAUGGGAUACUUAUAGAAGAACUUACUGAGGGGUGUUUGUUUUUCUUCUGCUGUGAUGUUUUGGAGCAAAGAAGGACAAAUUAUGCUGAUUUGUUGCUGAUAAUAAGCACUAAUCUAAGACCUGUUUGUCACAUGAAAGGAACAGAGAUGACUUCAGGAAAAGGAAGGUAGUUUGUUUUUUAAUAAACCCCUUUUCAUUUUUAAA